AAAAAAAAAAGAAAAGAGAGAGAAUCUGGGUGGGCUUUGAGCUGUGAUAUAGCUGUCCUUUUGAUGAAUUAUUUCAUACCACACCACACACCCCAUUCUUCUCUCUCUCCCCUCACUCAUAUACUCACACACAGAUCCAAAAUUCCUAGAAACCAAAAAAAAAAGAAGAGAGAGAGAACCCAUUUUUCUCUUUGCCUCUCUAAACCCACCACCACCACCAACAUAAUCCUCCAUAGCUGCAUUAUCUCCGGAUCUCAAAGGUCGAAACUUUUUCAAAACCCCACUUGAAAAACUAAAGCAAAGAAAAAAAGGAGGAAAGACUAAAGAAGGAAGCAGCAUUCAGAUGCCUCAUGUGAGAUGAGGAAGAAAGAAGCCAUAACCACUCACCAUUUCCACCUCAUUGCCUUGUUUCUGGGCUCACUCACACUCACCCUCUCCUCCUCCUUCGCCGCCGCAACAAGCACCACAAAGCACGAGUUCAAUGGAGCACUCACGGAGGCAGAAACCAUGUACAUCAAGCAGAGGCAGCUUCUCUACUACAGAGACGAGUACGGAGACAGAGGAGAAGAUGUUACAGUGGACCCUACCUUGGUCUUUGAGAACAACCGCAUCAGAAACGCAUACAUAGCCUUACAAGCAUGGAAGCAAGCUAUUCUCUCUGAUCCUCUGAAUCUCACCGCUAAUUGGGUAGGUCCUAAGGUGUGCGACUACACUGGAGUCUUCUGUGCACCUGCACCUGAUGACAACAGGACCCGCACCGUUGCCGGCAUUGACCUCAACCAUGGCGACAUUGCUGGUUACCUGCCUGAGGAGCUUGGCUUGCUCACAGAUCUUGCUCUAUUCCACAUUAACACAAACAGGUUCUGUGGCACACUUCCCCACAAGUUCGACCGUCUCAAGAUCCUCUUUGAGUUAGAUCUCAGCAACAACCGGUUUGCCGGUAAGUUCCCGGCGGUAGUUCUGCGAUUGCCCAAGCUUAAAUUUCUAGAUCUGAGGUUCAACGAAUUUGAAGGCACAGUGCCUUCACAGCUCUUUGAUAAAGAUCUGGAUGCCAUUUUCAUAAAUCAUAAUCGUUUCGUCUUCGAUUUGCCGGAUAAUUUCGGGAAUUCGCCUGUGUCGGUAAUAGUUUUGGCGAACAACAAGUUCCACGGCUGUGUGCCUUCAAGCAUCGGGAACAUGUCAAGGCUGAACGAGAUUAUUCUGAUGAAUAACGGUUUCCGUUCUUGUUUUCCGGCAGAGGUAGGGUUGUUGAAGAAUCUAACUGUGUUUGAUGUGAGCUUCAAUCAGCUGGUGGGGCCUUUGCCGGACGCAAUUGGUGGAGCGGUGAGCUUGGAGCAGCUUAAUGUGGCACACAACUUGCUCUCUGGUGUAAUUCCGGCCAGUAUUUGUUCUCUGCCAAAUUUGGAGAACUUUACAUAUUCUUAUAAUUUCUUCACGGGUGAGCCACCGAGGUGUUUGGCUCUGCCGGCCUUUGAUGAUAGGAAGAACUGCUUGCCUGCUAGGCCACUGCAGCGCUCUGCCGCCCAAUGCAGGGCCACGCCUUCAGUGAAUUGUGGCUCUUUCAGGUGUAAGCCUUUUGUUCCGUCAAUUCCUUCUCCGCCUGUUGCUCUUCCUCCUCCGGUAUUAUCGCCUCCACCUCCCCCGCCGUCACCACCUCCACCAGUGUAUUCUCCACGGCCCCCAUCGCCGCCUCCCCCAGUGUACUCUCCCCCUCCGCCACCACCGUCUCCCCCGCCUCCUUCUCCGCCACCUCCUCCUCCACCAGUUUACUCUCCACCGCCCCCGCCGCCCUCACCACCUCCACCGUCCCCUCCACCGCCGUCUCCGCCUCCCCCCGUGUAUUCCCCACCUCCACCGCCGCCUUCACCGCCGCCACCUUCCCCGCCUCCUCCGUCACCUCCACCACCUUCGCCAUCUCCGCCACCGCCGUCUCCUCCACCACCCUCACCUCCACCUCCGUCGCCGCCGCCACCAGUAGUGUACCCGCCUCCACCCUCACCACCACCACCGCCAGUGUACUCUCCACCACCACCUGUUUACUACUAUAACUCCCCACCACCACCUCAUUCGCCACCGCCACCACAUUCGCCACCACCUCCACCACCUCACCACUCACCCCCGCCACCACCUCAUUCACCACCACCACCAUCACCGCCCCCACCAUGUAUAGAGCCACCACCACCUCCUCCACUAUGUAUAGAACCACCCCCACCACCUCCUCCGCCUCCCCCUUCGCCACCACCAUGCGAAGAGCAUCCACCACCACAACCAUCACCACACCCUGCACCUUACCAUCCACCACCAUCGCCACAGCCUGCACCUUACCAUCCACCGCCAUCACCAUCACCGCCACCAGCACCUGUAUAUGAAGGGCCCUUGCCACCUGUUAUCGGAGUCUCGUAUGCAUCACCACCACCACCACCUUAUUAUUGAUUCUUUUGAGAACUUCCUCCUCUAACCCCACUUUCUCCCUCUACUCUCUCUCUACCAAACACCAUAAAAAAAGUUCACAUUUUUACUACUGGGGUGGAUGAUGUUAAUUUUCUUCUGUACCAAAAUUAUUGUUAUUAUUAUGCGAUUCUCGUCGCUUUUGGGGCUUCAAUAAUAAACCAAACAGAAGACAUGGGUUUGCUGUUUUUUCUUUUAAAUAUUUUUAUGUCUUUUAUGGGUCCAUAGAUAAACAUAGAACAAGAAGAAGAAUUCGAAGGAGGAUGAAGAAGAAGAGGUUACGGUGGAAUUGAGGUAAGAGGAGAAAGUCUCUCUCCCAAAUUGAUCUGAAAUUGUUAUGGAUAUUCUGAGUUGUGAAAAAAAUAAUAAGAAAAAAAACACAAGAGAGUAAGUAGGUUGCAGUGAAAGAAAGAAAGGAAAAAAAAAUGUAUGUAUAGGGAUGGAUCAUGGAUGAAUUCGGAGAUCAUAAUUCUCGGCUUCAAUGGCAGUGGUUACUUGUUGAUGCUACUGCCCUUGUUUCUGGAGUUUAUUGUCAUUGUCAUUGUCUCUUUCAUAUCAUACUCUUUUUUUUUUUAAUUUUAUUUUUUCUUGAUUUUUUUCUUUGUUUCUUUUGAUUUGCAAUUUAUAGUAUAAUUUAUGAACAUUUCAUUACCUUGUAUUGAUUUUCAGAAUUGAGCCUU
Arachis ipaensis is the source of this 3128-nucleotide messenger RNA. RefSeq names its product leucine-rich repeat extensin-like protein 4. NCBI's taxonomy places the organism in Eukaryota, Viridiplantae, Streptophyta, Magnoliopsida, Fabales, Fabaceae. Gene Ontology annotation, molecular function: protein binding. The record is from RefSeq and is a predicted model, not a curated record.